Messenger RNA from Salvelinus fontinalis (brook trout), 4387 nucleotides. RefSeq lists its product as uncharacterized. Lineage: Eukaryota; Metazoa; Chordata; Actinopteri; Salmoniformes; Salmonidae. Gene Ontology annotation, biological process: mRNA stabilization. The transcript has 2 exons. The coding region runs from base 65 to 2608 and encodes 847 amino acids. The record is from RefSeq and is a predicted model, not a curated record. Gene Ontology annotation, molecular function: RNA binding; poly(A) RNA polymerase activity.
UUCAUUAUGGGAUUAUCUAUCAGAGUAUCGUUCAGUUACCGUAAAAUCGUGACGCCAGAUUGCCAUGGAAACUACAUUACGCUUCCAGUUGAGAAAACAGUGCGUGGUUGAACUUCAGUUUGUUUCAGCACCACUGUCUUGUUGGACAGCGAUCACGCACGAACCUACAGCUUCGCAAGAUAACGAAUUGUGUCUACGACACCUGUUGGAUAUCACUUAUUGUUGUUUUUAUCACUAUAGUUUGGCUAAGUUCUACCAUUUCAUUCAGCAGUUAGGUAAACCCAAGAUAAUGGAGCUCCAAAUGGAUAGAAGAUUCCACAACUUGACCCUGGAGCAAGUCCAGACUCUGGACCAGGUGUUGACAGAGGUGAUCCACAUCCACGGCCGAGGGAACUUCCCCACCCUGGAGGUGAGACCCAAGGACAUCAUCCACGUAGUGAAGGACCGGCUAGUGGAGAGGGAGAUCAGGGUCAGGGACAUCCGCCUCAAUGGCUCCACCGCCAGCUAUGUGAUGGUCAGGGACAACGGCACGGGCUACAGAGACCUGGACAUCAUCUUUGGAGUGGAGCUGCCCAGACAGGAGGACUUCCAGGUUAUCAAGGAGGUGGUGCUGGGCAGCCUGCGUGACCUCCUUCCCCGUGGGGUCAACAGACGCAAGAUCACCUGCCUCACCAUGAAGGAGGCCUACGUACAGAAAAUGGUCAAGGUCUUCAAUGAGCACGACCGCUGGAGCCUAAUCUCACUGUCCAAUAACAGGGGUAAGACUGUGGAGCUCAGGUUCGUAAAUUCCCUGCGACGACAGUUUGAAUUCAGUGUGGACUCCUUCCAGAUUAUAUUGGACCAUAUGCUGGAGUCAUAUUGGGAGACUGAGAGGAGGCAAGAGGGUCAGUGUGAGGGAUUGGAGUUACACAAUGGCAAUGUGUUAUAUCUGGAUAGAGGGGCAGAGAAAACCAUAAUGGAACCCCAGUACCCUUCCACCUCUGUGAAUCUAAAAGAAGAUAAAGACAAUGACUCAAUGAUGACACACUUCACUGACAGUCUAUGCCACAGUGAAGAGGUUAUUGUUCAAAAGGAAGAAUUAUCGCAUCCUAUGGAUGUGCAUGCAACUGGAAUGCAAGAGGAACAGGAAGUGUUAGAGAAAGCAGAGCUAGACCUGGGAUCUCUGGAGGACGAGGAAGAGGUAGAAGAGGAGGUGGUGGUAACGGUUGAUACAGUAAAAAUACAAUUUGUUCAGAAUACAGAUUACCUCUCAGUUAUAUCCUCCAAAACAAUGACAGAAGAGAUGGAACCUCUGGUGCCAAAUACAUCUGUAGACCCUCAAAAUAACACAGAGGAGUCAUUGAUUUCUGAGUCAAAAGACAUCAAUUCAUCCCCCAUGUUGCUCACAGCGAACUCAGCACUGCAACAAGAGCAAGCUCAACUUCAGGUGAUACUUCAAUCCACAUCCCAAGACUGCACUGCUGUCACACAAAACAUACACCUUGAACAUGCAUUCCUUCCCCCAGCCAAGAAAACCUAUGACACAUCCCAGCAAGUUGUCCCUGACUUUUGCCCCUCACCUAAAUCUCUAAGGAAGAUGUCACGAAAGAUGAGCAGCACUUCAUCACUCCCUGAAAAAUGGUCUUUGUUAAAAGAUCUGUCAGAUCUUACAACACAGCUGUUUGAGCCUAUAGAAAUACUCCCAACAAUACAACCAAAUCCCUCUUUAAUAGACACUGAUCAAGGCCAUUAUUCAUCCUCCUCAGGGUCCAGACAGAGGAACUUAGAGAGCACUAAAACACUCACAGAUCACCUUACUCCAGCUGUUUCAUCCCAAGAUAAAAACAUAUCACCCCACAACAUAGAACAAAUAGUCAGAGUGAAAUACUCAAAAAAGCCUCCCGACUCAGAAGCUACUCAGGAAUCAGUGUCCCUUCAAACCACAGGAGACAGAGUCCCAGAGUCUGAGCCUGCUGCUGCUCAGGAACCAGGGCCACCAGAGACAACCACAGUCUUUCCAGGGCCAAGCUCGGCCUUAAAAGACAGGGUCAGCAUCACUGUGGUAGCAGAGUGCAUGUACGGGGACUUUGAGCAAGCCAUGGAUCACCUGCGCUUCCGACUCAUUGCCACCCAUAACCCAGAGGAGAUCAGAGGAGGUGGACUUCUGAAGUACAGUGACCUGCUCGUGAGGAACUUCAGGCCAGCCAGUGAGACAGAGAUCAAGUCCCUUGAGCGUUACAUGUGCUCCCGCUUCUUUAUUGACUUUCCUGACCUCAGCGAGCAGCAGCGCAAAAUCGAGGCCUACCUGCGCUGCCACUUUAUUGGCGACGAGGAGAUGAGCAAAUAUGACUUUCUGAUGACCCUGCGUCGGGUGAUAGAUGAGAGUACAGUGUGUCUGAUGGGACAUGAGCGGAGGCAGACACUCAAUAUGAUCACUGUGCUGGCUCUGAGGGUGCUGGGGGAACAGAAUGCCAUUCCCAAUACUGCCAACGUCACCUGCUUCUACCAGCCUGCACCUUACAUGGCUGACCCCAUAUUCAGCAGCUACUACAUUCCCCAGGCAGCACAGCCCCCCCUCCUUUACCACCCCUACCCUUUACAUGUCCACAUGCAGACCGGCCUGGUGUAGGUCCCAGCAUGUGAGUGGGGGUGAGCAUGCAGGCUGCGUUCUAUAUGGUUCUACUCUGUAACCAGAGACACAAAAUAGAUUUUAAAAAGAAAACAGGCUGCAUGAGCACAGUUUGUUCAAUGCUUUGAAAAGACACUGCCUAUGAUGUGAGAGACAGUGGACAUAGAAUAGGGAGGAUUGGAGUUCUUUAGAUAAAGGCUGGCCACCACGUCACCGUAAAUUUUUGUUUUGAAUGGGAGAGAGAAUAGCUGUGAGGGAAAAUGUCAGAGGGAAAGAACCGUUUACAUGGUUGUUUCAGCUGCAUCAGCAGGGCAGGCAGGCAGGCUUUGGCCGUGUUCAAGAGCAUGCAAUCUGUGAUGCAUUGUGGGUAAAUGUUGACUGAAUGAUUUACAAAUAAUAAUGAGUAGGUAUUUAUGAUGCAAAAUUAGUUGUAGAUCUGUCGGCUGCAAUGUCAAACAAGUCCUUUGUCACCUUCCUGUGACGGGGGAUCCUAGAUUGUCAAUUAAUGAGAAAGUUGUUUAACAUCACAGAAAUACUGUAUGAAGUGUAAACCGAGCGUUUCUUAUAUUAUUAACUGGGUGGUUCGAGUCCUGAACGCUGAUUGGCUGACAGCCAUGGUAUAUCAGACCAUAUACCACAUGUAUGACAAAACAUUUAUUUUUACUGCUCUAAUUACAUUGUAACCAGUUUAUAAUAGCAAUAAGGUACCUCUGGGGUUUGUGAUAUAUGGCCAACAUACCACGGCAAAGGGCUGUGUCCGCGUUGCAUCGUGGCUAAGAACAGCCCUUUGCCGUGGUAUAUUGGCCAUAUACUACACCUCCUCAGGCAAUAUUGCUUAAAUAUACUAUAGUGAGGUAGAUGAGGGUUAAGUAUGCUGCAGUGGAUGAAGGUAGAAACACUUCAAAUUAAAAAUACCAUAUAGACAAAUCACAACACAAUGUACAAAUGAGACAGUAUCUGAUCAAGCCUGCUGUGUUUUAGAGAAACUCAAUAUAGCGUCAGUUCUUCAAUUUAAGUGAAUUAACUUUCUUGAAGUGAUCAUACUUGUUUAAUAUUGUAUUGUAAUCACAAAUCUUGAUAUGACAUAAGCUGUGCUUAGGUAUUGGGAAAAUGUGGAGUACAUAUUGAUUUGUUAUCUGGGUGUUAACAAUGUCUGAUUGCAUCCUUGGUGAAUGUUUUAGUGUCUAAUGAGUGACAAAGGUCAUUUAUCAGGGCAAAAAUCAGGGUCAUUAAGAUGAGAGAUUCUAAAGUGGUUUAAACUAUCACCCCUCAAUUUCUCUUACGUGGUAGUAUUUACAGAUAAGUUGACCAUAUGCGACAAUGACACACAGCAAUUGUUAUUUCCCAGGGUGUGGUACUUCAUUGUAUAAGAUACACAAGAGGUACUGUAAAAGACCUACAACAUGUAUUUUCAGCACAGGCAUGGCAGUGAGUUACUUUAUCGGGCAAUUGAAUCUGAAGCACAAUGUAAACGUACGCAACCUUAUUGUUGAUUAGUGAACUAUAGAUGUAGCGGAUGUAUUUGUGAUUAACCAGUUCAAUAUUGAUGAAAGUCUAAUGUAAAUGUAACUGCAGUAAUCUGGUACUUUCAUAUACCAUAGCUUUGAUUGUAAAUUGUGAUACAGUAAUCUGUUGGGAUUCUUUAGGUGGAAUUAUUUUGUGUCUGAACUUGUUCCGGGGCUACUAGAGAAACAUCAUGAAUUUUCAUGAUCUCUGUAUUCAUAUUCAAAAAUGCUGAAUUUGUAUGGUCAUUUUGAUAAUAAACCUCACGCACUUAAA